UCUUGUUGUCUGCAUUCAUUCUCACCUCCUCGCGUUUCUUCUAGGCGCGUCUUCCCGUUGCGCCCCUCCUUUUCUCCCUCUUCUGUGCCUUGUCUUCCUUCUGAGUCUCGCACACCAGUGUCUGCUCUCUUUUCUGUCUCCAUAGUCCCUUUAUCUUAGCGCCUCGUCGCCUGUGUGUCCUGUCUCCUUCUCUCUUUCUCUCCGUCUGUUUUAUUUUUCAUCAGUCGUAUUCCCUCGUUCGUACUUCGGGGAUGCGCCUCCCUUUAUCUCUGGCGCGCAUCCUCUCUUGGCCACCCGUCUCUUUCUUCCUCUCUUGCGCCGGCGUCAAUUCGUCUUGUACCGCAGUCACUCUCUCUCUCUGUGUGUGCGUCUCCUCUCUUUUCCCUCGGCGAUGGCGACGCCGCGACGGUGCUCGCCGUCCGCCUGGGCAACCUCUCCAUUCUCUCACCGCCGCUCGUCCGAUUCAUCUGCCGCGUUUCGACUUCUCCGUUCUCCGUCAUCAUCUUCGCUUGUCAGACAUGUUUUCCGGAAGCCAGCACGAUGCCCGCACUUCAGGGAACCGAGCAUUACCGGCCGACCCCGGUCCGGACCCCCCAGCCACGAGCCUGUCUCUCAUCAGUCUCUCUCGGUUUUCUCUUCCUUUUCUUCUUCCUCAAGUUGUCUUCUUGCCUUCUCUUCCUCCUCGUUCCGCGUCUUCCGUUCCCCCCUCUCCUCUGUCUCUUCUUUCUCCUCUUCUUCUUCCUCUCUCUUUGUUUUUUCACCUUCUUCUUUGCAUGCUGCUUCCUCUGCGUUUCCUGUCUCUCCUUCCUGCUCGUGUUCACCGCGCGCUUCUGAGAGACUCUUCGCGGGCGUUUUCGACUCUUCAAAGCGAGGCAUGGCCUCUCUUUCGAAGGCCGAACAGCACCGGAAACGCAUGAGGAAAAUCAUGGACAAGCGGAUGGCAUGGCGCCCACCCAACGUCUCUGCGAAGUAUCUGCGAGCAGAGGCAGAUUUCAAUGUCUUGAGCGUCCAGCGCCCACGCGCCAGACGCACGAGAGACACGGCCGACGACCGGCGAAAGGAGAUUCUUGACUUUGCUCACUCCGACUCUGUUGAGAAACUCGACGACGCAAGACGCGACAGGCGCCUGCUGAAGCCUCACGAGGUGGCAAAGCUGGUGGGGAGCAGCGAAAAAGUUGUCGGCACUCGAGACGACAAAGCGACGGCGGCGUCUCUUCGGCGAGGCCAUCUGCCGGCAUCCUCGUCUAUUCGCGAGCUCACAGCACAAGACGUCGACUUUCAACGACGGCCGGAAGCGAAGGAGUUUGGAUUCAACGCUGCCGAGCGCAUGUUCGGUGCAAAGGGUCUCUACCAAGAGAACGACGCAGACUACUACAAACGCUUCUUCAAAGACAGAUAUCGACGCCUCGAUGGGAAGGAACGCGAGGCCGCCGAACGGCUGAAGGCGGAGAGCGCAAACAGCUUAGCGAAACGGAGACCGAGGCAACCAUACAUUCCCCCCAAGAAGUAUUGGUACAAAGACAACUACUCGUCGCCUCUCCCCUCAGACGUUCGAACGCUCCCGAGUCUCACUCUGAAGUUCGCCAUGAUGAACGAGGCGCGUCUGGUCAAAACAGGCCAGGCGCCUCUGAAUCUCGCACUGUGGCGCGCAUUCGAGGCUCGGCUUCUUCAGCUCGCAGGGCCGCGUACGAAUGUGCGGGCGGCCACACUUCUCCGGGCGUUGCAUGCAAUGAGUAAAAUCCAACAUCCUGUUCUUCCUGCUACACUCGAGGGACUGAUUAGAGGUUUGACGUUUCGAGAGGCAAGCCUCAAGCCUCAGCACUACGUCUUUCUGUACCAGGCUUUCGCUCGGCUGCGCUACCGCCAUGUGUACCUCGUGCGGGGUCUGAAGGAGAUGAUGCUCUCUUGGUCGACUCUCCGCAACAACUUCCUCAUUAAAGCUGCAAACGCCAUUUGCAAGCUCGACCUCGCACACCACAUUCUCAUCGAACCUCUGAGGGCGACUCUCGCUGCGCGAAUUCCUGGCUUUUCACCGAGCAACUGCCGUCGUGUGAAGUGGAUCACGGUCCUAGGUCUUUUCUCGGAUGCGAUGAUUCUUUCUUUUCUCCGCGUCUGCCAUAAGCACGAACAUGCGUUCCGAACCUAUUCAAGAAACCUGCAACUGAUUGAGCUCUAUCUGCGCCUUGAGAAACCUGAGGUGUAUGCACAGCUGCCCCUCACCACGCAGUUCUUUCUCGAGUGUCUCCGGAGAACUCACACUGAAGAUGCAGAGGAAGACGAGAGCGAAGACGAAUCCGACGACGAAGAUGACGCUGACGACGAAUCUCCUACUCUCGUAGGAGACGGUCAGGAACUCACACUUUCGUCUUCCUUAAGCGUCGCCGAUUUCAUCCCUUCUUCGCCUUCCUCGUCUUCUCCUUCUGCUUCUCCGUAUUCUUCUCUUUCUGGUUCUUCAUCGCCUGUGCAUUCUUCUUCUCGUCUUUCUCCAACGCAGUGGUCCUCGGAAACAGAUAACGAAGCAGAGGACCCGCGUCGUGGUGUCGAUGCCGGGGAAGCUUGUGCUGCUGCUGUCGAGGCUUCCGCCGCGCUUCAUUUGUCUCAGACGAGCUCAGCGGCUUGUGCAGUCGACGCCCAGAGUUCCUCCGUUGCGAAGCAAACCAUGGCGCCUGUGGCAGGAACAAACGCUUCCCCCUCCGCAACGACAGCGCCCAACUGUACAUACAGCUCCGCGCUGCACGAGGACGUUAGCAGAAUGCUUCGCAAGAUCGGCGUCGGCCACUCAAACUCUGUCAUGGCAGGUCCCCUGACAGUGGACAUGUUCCACGCUGCUUCUCAAACGGUGAUUGAAGUCUGUCCGUCCUUCCAGUUUUACGCCAACAGCGUCCAGUUUACGGCUCUCAGCAAAAGAAGACACCAACUCCUUCUGUCCAUGGGAUUCAAGCUUGUGCUCGUCCCCCACCAGCGCUGGGGGUCGUUGCAGACGGAGGAAGAGAAGAAGAAACUGCUUUUCUCUCUUCUUCCGCCGAGUGUUCUUCACUCCGCUUUGAAUGCGUCUGACGUCUAGCUGGUUGCUCCCUCUCUCUUCCCCCUCUUUUACUUUUCUGCCUUUUUUCUAACUUUCUCUGUGCUAUCCCCGCCCCUCCGUCCGAUCCUCGUUGCUUCCUGCCUUUCCUCUUCUGCCUGUGCUCCUCUGCGGCCUCCUAUCGCAUCUUUCUCGGGAUUAACGUUGCUACCAUACCGCGCUCGAGGAAACCGGACAUUUCAGACUGCCCCCUGUCAUUUGUGUCUCUUCCUCCUCUUCC
Toxoplasma gondii ME49 is the source of this 3302-nucleotide messenger RNA. RefSeq names its product RAP domain-containing protein. Bases 392 to 3064 code for a protein of 890 amino acids. The transcript has 15 exons. The record is from RefSeq and is a predicted model, not a curated record. NCBI's taxonomy places the organism in Eukaryota, Apicomplexa, Conoidasida, Eucoccidiorida, Sarcocystidae.